Messenger RNA from Moneuplotes crassus, 624 nucleotides. The record is from the annotation of a GenBank genome assembly. Lineage: Eukaryota; Ciliophora; Spirotrichea; Euplotida; Euplotidae.
AUGAUUGUCAAAGAUACUUUAUAAAAAUCUUAAUCAUAAUAAAGUAUGAUUUACACUUCAUCGUCUUAGGUAUAUUAAAAAGAUCGAAUGAAAGCAAAUCGAUUCUUUUGUCAAAGCUCUGUUUGAUAUCUACGAAAAAUUUAUCUUGUAAUAAUUUCCAGGAGAACUUUGUAAAUCAACAGAAAGCAUGACCACGCUGCUUAUUUUUUAAAAUGGCUCACUUUAGUCAGCAACACUCCAAUCCCUCAUUACAAAGCUACCUUUAUCCUUCAAAAUCCCCACACAUAUCUCCCCUCCCCUUCCUCACCUCCAACCAACCCAUCCCUCACCCCUCUCCAAACCCUCCUCCCACUCCCACUCCACCCACACCUAAACCCCUUCCUCCUCCCUGGUUCACCCUACUUCUGUUCACAGCUAUCCCAACCCCAAUCUUUCCUUCUUGAGUCACCUCCAACAACGUUCAACGACUAGAAGACUAUCUCUUGUUAAUGAUGCAAUGGUAUUGGCUGAGACUGCGAGUGGGUGUAGAUGGGGAGGUGAAAGGUUGGAGAAGAGGAGGGUAAGAGGAAAGGAUGGGGUCCAUUCGGGAGAAGUUAGAAAGAAGACUUGGGGAAGUUGGAUUGG